Molecule: messenger RNA, 3192 nt
Organism: Marmota monax (woodchuck)
Lineage: Eukaryota; Metazoa; Chordata; Mammalia; Rodentia; Sciuridae
Gene: Nck2
Product: NCK adaptor protein 2
Exons: 5
Coding region: 912-2054 (380 amino acids)
Biological process (GO): negative regulation of PERK-mediated unfolded protein response; negative regulation of endoplasmic reticulum stress-induced eIF2 alpha phosphorylation; positive regulation of endoplasmic reticulum stress-induced intrinsic apoptotic signaling pathway
Molecular function (GO): protein binding
Source: RefSeq, a predicted model, not a curated record
GACUCCGGAGGCCGGUGUGGGCCGGGAGAACUUACUGUGUUUAUUAGAACUAUUUAUGAUCCCGCACAAAGCUACCGUCACAUCACAUAAAGGAGGUUGUUGCCUUGGCGGGCCAAGCCAAGGGCGCUUUUGUGCCCGGUUUCAGCCUCUGCGUCCUGCCUCGGAUUUCCAAGACUCUUAAGUCACCUGAACCAAAGUUUCUCCCAAUCGCUCUGUCCUCCUGGUUUAUUCAGGGCGAUUUAACCACCAGGUAUUCCUGGAAGCGUUUGUUGUGUGGUUUUUAAAUCAUCCAGGGUGACUCCCUUUUGAGCGUGGUUAGCUUGGCGUUGUGUGGAGGGGUUUAAUUUGCAGAACGUUUUUAAUUUGUAGACAAUAACGAUUCGAUUCGUCCGCCCGGGAUGCUGGGGGUCAUUGGUUAAUGGACACCAGGCACCUGACUUAAAACUAUUGUAAAUAGCUUCAGGGACAAAGCAGGACCGCGUUUGGAGUUGGCUCUGGCCACUUCAGACCAUUGAGGCUGCCCCUCGUUUGGUUUUGUUUAUUUUGCCAACAGGUUUGAAGCUGAUUCUGCCAAAUUUGUGUUUAGUGGGGUGAGCAGGCGCCUGUCGGGGUUGGAGGGGCCUCAAACAUCUCAGGCCCGCUCCUGCAAUGACCCAACAAGAAACCAAACCCAAAGGCCAGAGGGCGUGGAUUGCCAGGGCCCCACAGAUUUUUAUAGGUUCCUUCUAUACAAGUGACGGCCCAGGUCAUCCAUCUCUGCUGAGAUUUGCAUUGGAUUGGAGAGUUUGGAGGAUCCCAGAGGCCUUGACACUUCAGAGGCAUAUUCGGCUGUAAAAUUCAUCUUUUUGAAGAGUUCUGCAUUUUGCCAGUCACCUCUUGUAACUGUGUGCCAAAGAAGGACUCCAUGAAAGAUGACAGAAGAAGUCAUUGUUAUAGCCAAGUGGGACUACACUGCCCAGCAGGACCAAGAGCUUGACAUCAAAAAGAACGAGCGCCUGUGGCUGUUGGAUGACUCCAAGACGUGGUGGCGGGUGAGGAACGCAGCCAACAGAACGGGGUACGUGCCAUCCAACUACGUGGAGCGCAAGAACAGCUUGAAGAAGGGCUCCCUGGUGAAGAACCUCAAGGACACGCUAGGCCUCGGCAAGACCCGCAGGAAGCCGAGCGCCAGGGAUGCAUCGCCGACGCCCAGCACGGACGCCGAAUACCCCUCCAAUGGCAGUGGCGCUGACCGCAUCUAUGACCUCAACAUCCCUGCCUUUGUCAAGUUCGCCUACGUGGCCGAGAGGGAGGACGAGCUGUCCCUGGUAAAGGGCUCGCGCGUCACCGUCAUGGAGAAAUGCAGUGACGGCUGGUGGCGGGGCAGCUUCAACGGGCAGAUUGGCUGGUUCCCCUCCAACUAUGUGCUGGAGGAGGCAGACGAGGCUGCCGCCGAGUCCCCGAGCUUCCUGAGCCUUCGGAAGGGCGCCUCCCUGAGCAACGGCCAGGGUGCCCGGGUGCUGCACGUGGUGCAGACGCUGUACCCCUUCAGCUCCGUCACCGAGGAGGAGCUCAACUUUGAUAAAGGAGAGACCAUGGAGGUGAUCGAGAAGCCCGAGAACGACCCAGAGUGGUGGAAAUGCAAAAACGCCCGGGGUCAGGUCGGCCUGGUCCCCAAAAACUACGUGGUGGUCCUCAAUGACGGGCCAGCCCUGCACCCUUCGCACGCCCCGCAGAUCAGCUACACUGGGCCCUCGUCCAGCGGGCGCUUCGCAGGCCGGGAAUGGUACUACGGCAACGUGACGCGGCACCAGGCUGAGUGCGCCCUCAACGAGCGGGGCGUGGAGGGCGACUUCCUCAUUAGAGACAGCGAGUCCUCGCCCAGUGACUUCUCCGUGUCUCUCAAAGCGUCAGGGAAGAACAAGCAUUUCAAGGUGCAGCUCGUGGACAAUGUCUACUGCAUCGGGCAGCGGCGAUUCCACAGCAUGGACGAGCUGGUGGAACACUACAAGAAGGCGCCCAUCUUCACCAGCGAGCACGGGGAGAGGCUCUACCUCGUCAGGGCCCUGCAGUGACAGUGACGGCGGCGGCGGCGGCCUCCCGGGCCCCAGCCUCCCGGGCCCCAGCUCCAGGGCUGCGCUGCCCCCUCGCCUCCCUCCGGAGCCCUGCGGUCGCCCACCCGGCCGUCCUGCUGCAGCUCCGCGUGCCAGGCACUCAUCCCGAUCGGCCUCCUUAGCCUCUUCCCCUGCGCCACCCAAGGCCCUCACGGCCACGCCCAGCCCACAGCCUCCUGGGCCACUCUAGAGGACGGGAGGCAGAGGGGCGUGUCUGCCCACCUCACUCCUUUUCAGCUGGAAACAGCCGUGGUCUGUUCAAAUCGGUCACACUCAGAACUCCCCACUCAACGACAUCGGGGGCAGUCGGGGGGCACCGGGCUGCGCUCAGCGUGUGAGUGAACCACAGCACACUCAGGAUGAAAUGGCCUGAGCUCUAGCUCCCUGGGGACCAGGUGGCAGGGGCCCGGGGCCCACCCAGCGGCCCUCCUUCAGGGUCCUGGCUCCAGGCUGUGCAGGGAGCAGUUGCAUUUGAGGAUAGCAAUACUGGAACGUCGCGUUGGUGGCAGUGAGGAAACUGCUCAGUGCCUUCGAGGCUGUGCUUGCAAUAAAGAGAAUUUCUGUGAGAGUCAGUCUACAGAAGAGGGAACCGGUGAUGCAGAAAGAGACGUGUUUUGGUAAUUGACCCCCAGAUGUGCCAUCCGCAUAGUGCUUUUUCCUCUCGCCCUUUGGCUUGUUUGAAUUUCACAAUUAUGUAUUUAAUUCUCAGAGUAAUAUGUAUCUGUAGCCGUUUGUUGACACUAAUAACAGAUGAUUAAGGAAAACAGCUGAUCUUCGGGGAAGGGGAGAUACGAAUACUUUAUACACACUCACUAUAUAUAUAUAUAUAUAUAUAAUACAUGUAUAUUAUAUAUAUAUAAUUUGCUUUACAGGGAAAUUUUUCAGGGUUUACAAAAGAAUAUGUGAUUGGUAGUAAAAGACACAGAAUGUUUAUGAAAAAAUUGCAUUUUCUUUUUUCUUUACAUUUGAACUUCUUUAUAGUUGAAAUAUACAGUCUUGAGAUGGCACAUUCCUACAAUUGAAGAAGGGGUCUUGAGAUCCCCUAAACUUGCAUACCCAGUUUUUUGGAUAUUGUAAUAAAAAAGAAGUAUUAUGACAA